AGGCAGUGAGGAGGGGGCAGCCCCUCCUUGGCCAGGCAGGGCUGGGAGGCUACAGGACAGCAUCAGGAGGUGACCCAGGAGGGCCCUAACAACCGACAACCACUGUAUCUUAAGUCUAGGGAUGGAGAUGAAGAUAGAUGUAGGGGGUGGUCAGUGAGAAAAGAAAGCUUGCUAAUGCUCAAAGCUCCCACAGUGGAGCACAGAGGAGAGGCGCCCGGAGGAAGGAAUGUGCCCCUCUAGCACAAAUGUAACCCUUGGCCAGCCCCACUCCUGCUGCCCGCUGCCUGGGGCCUGGCUUCUGGGGGAAGGCGGCAGGUGGACUCUAGGCCUGUCCGUGUCAGCUGCUGGUGCCUGCAGGAAGGGACUUCGCUGACACAGACUCUAGGCUGUGCCUGCAGCGAUGGGAUUCCGUGAGGCUGCACACAGGACCAUUGUUCAGAGCAGAGCUCCCAGCCUUGUGCCUGGAGUCCUACCGACUCUCAUACACACGAGCCCCCAAGGGUACAUUUGCUGGUUCUUAUGUACACAUGGAGGGACCUGUUGUAGGAGAGGCAGCUAAUGAAAGCUCAGUGUGACCCUGCUACUGAGGACCAGGCCACAUUGUCCGGAACUCAGCCUUUGACCCUCUGGGAGAGAAAGGAGUUGGCUUUGCAGACCCUGUGUGACCACUGAGGCGUGGGGGCGUCGUUGUCAUCUUCUUGCCGGCAGCGCCGGACGGGUCAAUGCCAGCCGGAUGAUGACCAGUUGUGGCCAGCGGUCCCGGAACGUGCUCGCAGUAUUCUCCCUGUUGUUUCCUGCAGUCCUGUCCGCACAUUUCCGGGUCUGUGAGCCUUACACGGAUCACAAAGGCCGCUACCACUUUGGCUUCCACUGCCCCCGGCUCUCGGACAACAAAACCUUCGUCCUCUGCUGUCACCAUAACAACACUGUCUUCAAAUACUGCUGCAACGAGACGGAGUUCCAGGCGGUCAUGCAGGCAAACCUCACGGCCGGCCCCGAGGGCUACAUGCACAACAACUACACGGCGCUUCUGGGAGUGUGGAUUUACGGCUUCUUCGUGCUCACGCUGCUGGUCCUGGAUCUGCUCUAUUAUUCCGCCAUGAACUACGAUAUUUGCAAGGUUUACCUCACUCGGUGGGGGAUCCAGGGACGGUGGAUGAAACAGGACCCCCGGCGGUGGGGGAACCCUGCUCGAGCCCCUCGGCCAGGACAGCCGGCCCCACAGCCGCAGCCUCCCCCUGGUACCCUGCCGCAAGCCCCCCAGGCUGUGCACACACUGCGGGGAGACACGCACAGCCCACCCCUGAUGACCUUCCAGAGCUCAUCCGCCUGAAAACCCUUUUGCUGUGCCUCAGGAUGGAGGAGGCUAGACCCAGAGCACCUGGUGCAGCCUCCAAGAGCAGCUUCAACCAAGACACCGGGGAGAGCUGGGGCAGCGGCGUGGUAACGAAAGAGGAAGUACCACCUGUGCCCAGAACCCCCUUCCGUGAACUUCUGAGAUUAGGAGCAAACUCAGGGUCCGGGGACAGGGUGCAGGAAAGGGGCUCUGAGCCACCUGUCUGCAAGCAAUAGUUCUCUCUGGGGCUGGUGGCUUCUGAGAAGAGACUCCGUGUGGAUUGAGGUGACCAACACUAAGCUGCUCUGGCUGAUCCCAGCCAGAGGGAUUUGGGGCCAUGAGUUGUACCAUGGUCCAAAACACUGACGUUUCCCCUGCCUCCAUCCCCUCCAAUAGCGGCCCCCUUAGGCCUAUCCGUGUCGGAAUAUUGAACUUGAGUGUGUGCGCGCACGUGUGUGAUCAGGGUGUUUCUAUAUGUUCAGUCAGUUAGCUUGUCAUUGAGCCCCAUUGCCACUGGCUGCAGGUUCUCCGAUGAGCACAAGUUGCUGUGUGGCUGAGGAGUCUUGCCCGUGUCCUCGUUUGAGGCUCAGGCCUCUUGCUGUGGCCAACAACUGUGAACCAGUGGAGUCGGUAGGCACAGUGCCUAACCUUCCUGUCCAUGCCGCAAGCAGUGGGGGACUGGAGCGUACCAGUGACAGGUGGUUCUGGUGGAAUCUGUUCCCAUGGCAGCUGUAUUGAGGAAGCAUCUUAACUGGCUGUGUGCGGCCUAGGUUGGAUGUGUUGUUGUGUGCACCAUCACAGCCCCUAGGAGGUGGGGGUGCUAAUGUCAUUGGAAAGAGUGCAGCUUGGUGAAGGGUGCCACAUUUAUAUGGCAGGAAGUGAUCAACUCCAUAGUUUGGCCCCAGAGUGACAAGAACCCAAGCCCAAGUUUUGAUUCCCAGGGUGUAACAGGCUCUAUAACCCAGGUCCCCCAGUGUGGUCACUGGAGCAGGUGCCUGACAUUUUCACAGUGAGUGCAGCACCUCCCCAGCUCAGGUCCUCCACUGUCUUUGCCUGAGCUCACUCUGGCCAUGGGCCUGCUGUGCACCAGGCCAGGCAGUGGUAAGGUCCAGAGGUGGGUGGGAGCUGCCACACCUCGAACGGAGGAAACACAGCCACAACGAUGGGUCCUAUGGAAACCCAGAACAGAGGGUUCUAUGAAUCUGUCCACUUACAAUGGGGGUUUCCAAGUAAGCCUGGGUGCCUGUAACAUCUGCCCAAAGAGGUUAUCUCUGCCCCAAAACCCACUGCCUGUGGCACCCAAAAGGAAGGACAUCCCCCAGAAGUGACCCUGUCAAUCUCCAGAGGUCACAUUGGCAAUGUAGACAGGGCCAUCUCACCCCUAUGAAGGAGGCCAAACUGUCCCUCCCUGCCCUCAGCCUGUGACCCAUUCUUCCUGAAGCUGCAUCCUUCCUUGAUCAGUGCUGUCCCCACACGGUUGGUGGUCUUCCCUCCCCACACUGCGGAGAACAAUAGGCAAAGGCAGCAAGGAAGGAAGGGCCAGCGUGGAGGUGUUCAUGAAGACCACAAAGGUCUAUCAUGGAGGCCGAGUGGGGCUUGGGUGGUCAGAGAUGUUUAAGCCGGGGUCUAAACAGGAUCUAGCUAAGAGGAGUGAACCUGGGAAAGUUGCAGCCAAUCUAGAGGUUCCUGCCUGCCAGGUUCCUAAAAGUAAACAAUCCAGGGUGGCCAGGAGCAGCAGAGGUGAAGGGAUGGAUCCACCUGCGGGUCUCUGUGGUUACCGUAGUGAUUCUCUGCAGUCACCAUAAGGGCGUCUACACAGUGUGUCACCACUGACAGUGCUGGGUUCUAGGACAUAAAACUCUUUCCACUCUGGCAGGUUCUUCAUUCUUCAACCCACAUGAGGGAGGGAUGGCCCCAUUUGUAGGCACGGAAGCUGUCACUCUGACGGCUCUAGAGGCCUAUUGAGCCUGCUGGCCUCUGUCUCUGCACCCAGUCCAUUUCUCUCAGACACACUGCUGGGUUCUGCACACACCCAGGAGAGCCUCUGCAUCCAUCUUGAUUAAAGAUGGGUGUGGAUCCUCUCCCACAUCCUAGGGUGUGGGGCAGCCAUUGCCCUGGAGGGUUCUUAGCAGUGGACUGGCUGCAUCAGGUCACACUUAACGCCUCAAGAGAGAGCUUCUGUAGGGAAGAGGAUUCGGGGGCUAUUAAGAUAGAGAUUCUGAUAGCACCUGAGCAAAGUGAUCACAGGCCCUCCUGCCUCAGUUUCCCCAGUACUGAGAGGAAGGAGCCCAACCAGAUGUUGAGGAGACUUCUGGUUUGGGGUGGCUCUGGGUAACACUCUCGAAGCUGCUUGCACAGGGCUCAGAGCUACUUCCUCUGUGAAGCCUCCUUCCUCAGACACAGGAAGGGUCAUGGCCAUGCAGACAGCAGGAUACUGGGUGUGUGUGUGGGGGGGUGGAGGUCCCCAUCAGAGGCCUCUUAGGGGAUAAUAGCUGAAGGUCCCCAUGAAGUUUCUGCCUGGGAUCUGCUGGGAUGCAUCUCUCAUGUGUGUGUCUGAGGCUAAGAAUCUAGACACUGUCCAGGACACAGGAGUACCCCCAUCCCCAGAGGACAACAUAGCCUUUGACUUAGCAGGCCCUGGGGACCCUGCUCCCUCCCAGCUGGGUUGACCCUGGCUCCCCCACCACCCAUCCUCUCUGAUUCUCCUCUCUUCAGUUGGCAAACAGGGGUUAGAGGUCAAGGUUUUACCCAAUGCUGCCUCCGGAGAUAUUACUGGAGGCAAGAGCUGUGUCCAUGUGGGUAUGAGCGCCCGGGUGGGUUGCAGGACCCCAGGUGGCCAUGAUGAAAAUCUGUCCCUUGCCCAUGGUAUCUAUGGGUAACAGAUAUGCCAAUGAGUAGCAUGUCCUAAAAGGAUACAGAGUAGAGACAAGGUCCCGAACAGUUGUUGAGCUGUGUUGCUGCUAAACUUCCCCACUGCUGUCUCCUCCAGCUGCGUCUGUCCUCUUCUUCCCAUGAGCCUCAGGCUACAGACAGUACAUGCUGGCAGCAACAAGUAGCCACAGGAAGCAGAGAAGCUGCAGACAUGGUGUGCCCAUGGAGGGGCAUGGAAUGUCUUCCUGUCUGCCUGGCUUUUUCCCAGUGGGAACUCUAUGUCCCUCGUGAUCAGUGUUACGCCCUGUCAUCUGUGAGCUCUGGAACCUCCAUUCAGAACUCCUCCCUGGUUGGCUGUACUCACCAAGGAAAUGGCUUGCUCAUCCCGUGUGGGAGUGGCCAAGCAUCUGACGGUGACUGUGACCAUGCGCAACAGGCCUUAAUCCAAAUAGAAGCGAGUGCAUGUGCACACACACACACACACACACACACACACACACAAACGUGUACACCCAGGAAACACACAUGUAUACACACACAUAUACAUGCACCCACACAUGUGAACAUAACUUAUACUUGUUCAUGUGUGCACGUAUAUACGCACACCUGUGAGUGUAAUUUGCACAUGUUCAGUAAUGAACACUUGUGAACAUACAUAUGUAUACUGAGAACAGAUAUAAGCACUCAAGUAUACAUGCAUACCCACGAAUACUACAUGCUCAUGUUCACACAUGUCCAAAAAUACAUUCACAUGCGUACACACGUACCCUCAUGUGAACACACACAUACAUGAUCUGCAAGAGACAGUGAGAAGAUCCUCGGGCUUCCAGACAUUUCUUAGAGGCUUGUUUUAAUUUUUCCAUCUGGCUGCUCAGUUCCCACUAACAGGAGUUUCUUGGGAGGUAAACAUGAGAGUCCCUAGGGAUUCAGGCACAGGUGACAACCUGUGCAACCUCCUGAGCAUUUCCUGUGUGUGUAAAGGGCGUGGAGCCGGCACACCGUCUGCCAGGGAGCUUUGCUGGGACAGCGGCAGCCUUGGGUGAGUCACACGGCUCACCAUGUGUGUUCCAGUGUCUGCCUGGUCAGACCAGAGGACCGUGAAGAAAUGAUGUCCUGGGGCAAAGGUGGUGUUCUGUACCCUUAGAAAAAUGCAGCUUCAUGCCUACCGUGUGUCAGUACCACCAUGGUUUCCUGCCCCUUCCGCAGCCUCAACAACGUGCCUGUACUUCAUGGCUGUGGUUGGAAUGAUUAACAGCACAGUCCCACCCCCACGCUGCUCAAAUCCUCAUCUGCCCAGCAGACACUUGCUGAGCAGCUCCAGCUGCCCCUGCUGUGUCAUGGGCGCUCACCUGAAGUUACUCCUGUGCAGACACAGGUGUUGUAUCACAAAACAAGCAGCAGUCCCCUGACAGGCCGGUGGUCUACCACUGCUGACCUGACUCUGUGCCUAACAGAAACACUCUCACCCCCCAAAAAAAAAAAAAAAAAAACACAGAACAUUUCUCUGUCCCUCCCACAAAAGUGACCUUGGAGGUGGCGUUGCCUGUCCCACUCCACCCUGUUUCCAGUCCAGACUCCUGCCAGGUAGUUGGUGCUAGAAAUGCUUGAUUUAAACCGUGAGUCAGUCAUUCGGGUGGUUAACACUCCUAUCUUUACAUCAAAGCCCUAACCCGUUUACCCUUGACAAACUAGACCUGCCCUCUAAAACAUACAGAGUCCCCUUGCAGUUAGCAUCAACUGUAAAUUAAGCACGGGGCCAGCAGCUAGAGUCACAGGGCCACCAUGGCCUCCCAUUAAGUUACAGCUAGUUACCUGACUAGUGAGAACUUUUAGGCCUGUGUCUCAGUUUCUCACAUUCAGUCUCUUCCCAUUUCCCCCCACCCCCACUGUCUGUGUUCAAGCGAGGGGGAAAUGUCCCCGUCUGAUGUCCACAGAUGAACAUAUGGGCAAGUUGCAAUAACCAACAAAGCUGCAGGGUCAGAGUCCGGCCACUCUAGAGAGGCAGGAGGCCUUCCUGCAAAGGACUUGUUCCUCCCUGAGUCCGUGGGACAAAGCAGGUAGACAGGAUGGAGCAGGAAGGUAUCUCUAUGCUAGAAAUGCCAGGAUCAUGUUGAAAAGGCAUGGGGCGUCUUCUCUCAGAGCCCACGACCAGGAAAACCCCCCAAAAAAAGGAAACUGGUAUCAAUAUUCUGCCCCUUCCUAAUCCGAUGUAAUAACGGUGUGUGUGACACUGCGCUGUCUUGCUGCGUUUGUCUUUCUAUAGAGUGGUUUUUAUAACGACGUCCUUAGUUUUAAUAAAGGAUUAAUCAAGUCAA
Molecule: messenger RNA, 6522 nt
Organism: Mus musculus (house mouse)
Lineage: Eukaryota; Metazoa; Chordata; Mammalia; Rodentia; Muridae
Gene: Shisal1
Product: shisa like 1
Exons: 5
Coding region: 734-1333 (199 amino acids)
Cellular component (GO): membrane
Source: RefSeq, a predicted model, not a curated record